AAUAUAUUAAUGGGACUUAUUAUGCAACACUACGGUUUAUACCAAGUACUAAUCCUAUUGUAAAAAUAGAAACAGAGCAAAGGAACAAAACUGUUUUAAAUUUGCUAGGAAUUCUUGGUGGCAUUUGGAGUGCCAUGGCAGCUUUUUAUGCAUUUUUAUUUGGACUUGGUUUAAUUUCUCCAUGGGGUUUUAUACACAGAUCGCGGCCAUUCAAAAACCAAUAUAAGCAGGACUUCUUAGUAAACACAUUGGAUUUACAAUUUGAUGAAGGAGAAAAACUUGGUACUGAAGAACAUGAGAAUUCACCAACUCAAAAACGACUCGAUGAUUUAGAAAAAAACGUUGAACAUUUGAAAAAAUUUAAUAAAUUCUAUAAAGAAUUCAUUAUCGAUAUUUCAUUCAUAAAUUCUAUUAGAACAAAUUCAUCUCCUCUAUUUGAUAUGGAAAAAUGA
Molecule: messenger RNA, 452 nt
Organism: Dentiscutata heterogama
Lineage: Eukaryota; Fungi; Glomeromycota; Glomeromycetes; Diversisporales; Gigasporaceae
Source: the annotation of a GenBank genome assembly